AUGCUCCGGCAAUACCUCACCAACGCAGAUAUUGUAGCGACCUGGAAAGCGACGAGUGCGAGGAUGCAUGCGACGCUUGCAGAGGUUGAAACCGAAAGCGCAGCGAUCAUGAACCCUGGAUUCAGCUGGGCAGACGAAUACAAGAUCUGGGAACAUAACUUCCUCUUCCAGCAAGGUAGCCUCGUUGAACAAGCUCCUGAAAUCGCCAUCACCAACGCCAAAGAUCAAAUAACGAACAAUGCGGCAAUCGGUUCGCAAGCGCUCCGGAACAGCUUCGUAGCAGCCAUCACUGCGCAGACUCAGGCGCCGGGGCUGGCAGAUCUGAGUGAUUGGCUGGAUAUCGAUGACGCGCCGAAGAUGCCGUAA
Messenger RNA from Letharia columbiana, 366 nucleotides. RefSeq lists its product as uncharacterized. The coding region runs from base 1 to 366 and encodes 121 amino acids. The transcript is spliced from 2 exons. NCBI's taxonomy places the organism in Eukaryota, Fungi, Ascomycota, Lecanoromycetes, Lecanorales, Parmeliaceae. The record is from RefSeq and is a predicted model, not a curated record.